Messenger RNA from Cuscuta campestris, 910 nucleotides. The record is from the annotation of a GenBank genome assembly. Lineage: Eukaryota; Viridiplantae; Streptophyta; Magnoliopsida; Solanales; Convolvulaceae.
GAUACACCAAGCUUCACUCCGGAUUCUUUCUGCUAAGACUGUGAAGUUCAUGAUGAGUGCAAGUUCAACACUUUAUACGAAUGGUUUUAUUCAUUCUUCAUCGAGGAUCUUCUUUCCAGGAGAGGCUCUUUAUAUUUGACACGGAGUUCAUUUUUAAACGAGGGAUUUCACAUUAAACAGCUCACUGGAUUCAAGUGGAAUGGUCAAGGUAGAAAGCGUGCAGGUGUGGUGGUUUCACCUAUUUCUGUGCUUCCUCUCACUGAGGAAAACAUUGAAAUGGUUCUGGAUGAAGUGAGACCUGGCUUAAUGGCUGACGGAGGGAAUGUGGCUCUGCAUGAGAUUGAUGGCCUUGUUGUUGUGCUAAAGCUACACGGAGCUUGUGGCUCCUGCCCGAGUUCUGCAUUGACAUUGAAGAUGGGGAUCGAAACCCGCCUUCGCGAUAAAAUCCCAGAAAUUGAAGCUGUUGAGCAGAUUCAGGACGCCGAGAUUGGCCUCGAGCUGAAUGAGGAAAAUAUUGAGAAGCUCCUUGCAGAGAUCAGACCGUAUUUGGUUGGUGCAGGCGGCGGAGAGUUGGAACUCGUGCAGAUCGAAGAGUACGUUGUCACGGUCCGCCUUCGUGGGCCCGCAUCCACCGUGAUGACGGUGCGCGUCGCUCUAACACAAAAGUUAAGGGAUGCAAUACCCGCAAUCGCUUCUGUUCGAUUGAUAGACUGAAGAAGGGUAAUUUCCUAAAAACACCCUCUAUAACAUGAGAGUUUUCACGUAUAGCCCACUUUGAGAAAGUAUUCUAUUCUUGGUCCUCUAUAUCUGGAAAGUAUUUCAUAAUAAGUCCUUUGAGGACGUAUCCGUGGUCCUCUAUAUUUGUGGAAUAGUUUCCAAAUAUAGAAGAUAAUGAAUAUACUACCUUUGU